Messenger RNA from Penicillium brasilianum, 900 nucleotides. The record is from the annotation of a GenBank genome assembly. NCBI's taxonomy places the organism in Eukaryota, Fungi, Ascomycota, Eurotiomycetes, Eurotiales, Aspergillaceae.
AUGAACCUCCAAUCCUUUCCGACCGAGCUCCUAGAAGCCAUCCUCUCUCUCGUGGACAUUCAAACCCUCCUCCUCGCCCAACGAGUCAGCUGCCAAUGGGCCAACUGCAUCCAAGAAUCCCCCCAACUCCAACAGACCCUAUUCUUCCAACCAGCACCGACAACUACACCCCGCCAACAAAAUCCACUCCUAAAAUCCAAAUUCCCCUACUGGUUUCCGGCCGAUGAUCACAAGUCAUGUAGCAUCUCCUUCGGCGCCGGGGACAUGCAAGAUUUCCUAGAAAGCAGCGAGACUCAUCUACGCCCAGAAGCGAGCUGGCGCCGAAUGCUUGUCCAGCAACCACCCAUCCUAACGCUGGGGUGGGUGGAGCGCGGCAUCGCAGUGUCAGAUAUGGUAGACUUGCACCGUUGGGAGGUUCCAGUACAGGCUUUUGGAGGGCUACGAAUGAAUAUGCUCUACGACAUUGUUGUUAACAGUUCGGAGACCGCGCCGGAAUACUUCUAUUUUAGAGUAUUGUGGUCUCGAUAUGGAACUUUUGCCCAUGAGUGGUGCUCGCUCAAAUCGGAUCCAGAUCCUUCAAUUCAUGGCGAGAGGGUCGCAGAAGCACUUAGGAAUGGAAUGCAGAGUGCGGAUGUUCUUCUUGAUGUGUGGCAUGCGCAAAGGUUGCCAUUUCAUAUUUUGCAUCCGUGGAGGCAGGAUACGUGGACGUGGGACCUGGUGCAGGGGCUGCGGGCACCGAUGGGUGAUUUGGGGGAUGAUCUAGUGCAUGAUCUGCGAGAGCUGAAAGAGGUUAAUGGCUGGUCUCUGUCGACUGAGAUAUCGGCCAUUUAUACAACGGAAAUUCCGACUUGCGGCGGAUACAUCCCUGAAUUGCCUGAUGACGAUGAUUGGGAUCUCUAA